This is a messenger RNA of Elaeis guineensis (African oil palm), 1480 nucleotides long. Its product is annotated as E3 ubiquitin-protein ligase PUB23. Gene Ontology annotation, molecular function: ubiquitin protein ligase activity. Gene Ontology annotation, biological process: protein ubiquitination. NCBI's taxonomy places the organism in Eukaryota, Viridiplantae, Streptophyta, Magnoliopsida, Arecales, Arecaceae. The record is from RefSeq and is a predicted model, not a curated record.
GACCCAGCGCUAAAAAAGAAAAGCCAGGAAGACAAAAAGCUUUUGCCCUCCAUCCUAUAUAUGUAUGUGAGCAGCUCCGCUGUGCAUCGCCCUGUGGCUCCACUCUUUCAGCCUCCUCUAUCUUCCAUGGAUUCAAUUGAAGUCCCUCAGUAUUACAUCUGCCCCAUCUCUCUCCAGAUCAUGAAGGACCCUGUCACCGCCAUCACCGGCAUCACCUACGACCGCGAGAGCAUCGAGCGGUGGCUCUUCAUCGACAACAACAUGACGUGCCCCGUCACAAAGCAGCCCCUCCCAAAGGAUUCCGACCUCACCCCCAACCACUCCCUUCGUCGCCUCAUCCAAGCCUGGUGCACUGCCAACGCCUCCAAUGGCAUCGACCGCAUUCCCACCCCGCGAGCACCCAUCGACAAGCCCGGCGUCCUUCAGCUCCUUGACAACCUCUUGGUACCCCACCUCCAGCUCAACUCCCUUAAAUUGAUCGCCGCUCUUGCCUCAGAGAGUGAAUGCAACCGCCGCUGCAUGGUGCAAUCAGGCGCUACUAGCUCCUUGAUCCAAUCGAUCAUUUCAUGCUCUAACAACAACCAAAUCAACCUUAUUGAGGUGGCUUUAAGUGCUAUUCACUCCCUUCGAGUCCCUCCCGAGGACUUGAAACCCACUGUCACCGAUAAUCAUGACCUUAUCGAGUCACUAACAUGGGUCUUGUUGCAUGACUCUGGUGACCAUUGCCACAUUAGAUCGGCCACACUUGUAUUCUUGAAAUCUGUAAUCGAAGUAACGAGCUCUAGUCUAAGAGAGAGACUAAAGCUCGAUUUUUUCCGAGCUUUGACACUCGCCAUUCGUGAUCGGAUAUCUCAGCAAGCAACUAAAGCAGCGUUGCAGGUUUUAUGGCAUGCUUGUUCGUGGGGAAGGAACCGGACAAAGAUCAUUGAAGCCGGUGCGUUGUCGGAGAUCAUUGAACUGGAGCUAGCUUUCUCUGAUAAGAGAACCACCGAGCUGAACUUGGCAAUAUUGGAUCAGCUGUGUGCGUGCGCCGGUGGGAGAGCUGAGCUCGUGGGGCAUGCGGCAGGGAUAGCAGUGAUCUCGAAGAGGAUACUUCGGGUUUCGCCGGUGGCCGAUGAUCGGGCUGUCAGGAUCCUAUCAUCAGUAUGCAGGUACUCCGCAACGAAGGAGGUGCUCCAGGAGAUGCUGAGGGUGGGGGCCGUGUCUAAGCUCUGCUUUGUUCUUCAGGCAGAUUGUUCAAGCUCGGUGAAGGGGAAAGCUAGAUGGGUGCUUAGGUCGCAUUCUGGGGUGUGGAAGGACUCUCCUUGCAUCAAUUUCCAAUUGUUAUCAUGGUAUCCUUGACAUGAUUCAAAUUAUUGCGGCUCCUAAUUUGGUUGGAAUACUAUUACUUUAUAGAAAGAAGGGCAGUUAUACACGUGAGGUCAUUUGUAAUCUAAGACAUAUGUGCAAUGAUAUUGGAUUCUCAUGUACCUAAAAAAAA